Molecule: messenger RNA, 7365 nt
Organism: Mobula hypostoma (lesser devil ray)
Lineage: Eukaryota; Metazoa; Chordata; Chondrichthyes; Myliobatiformes; Myliobatidae
Gene: tanc1a
Product: tetratricopeptide repeat, ankyrin repeat and coiled-coil containing 1a
Exons: 27
Coding region: 175-5661 (1828 amino acids)
Molecular function (GO): protein binding
Source: RefSeq, a predicted model, not a curated record
GUCGGUGGGAGGAGAAUGGCUCUCGGUUGGGUCGUAAUGUGGCGAAGGGCGGCUGAAAAAUAGGAAAGUUCCAUCCCGAGUCGACGAGUCUUAAAGCUUAGCCCAGCAGAACCCGCUUUCAUUUACCGCCUUUGGUAAGGCCUCCUCGACAAAAGAGCUCCAAAAGUUUCUGAGAUGUUCAAGGCUGUUUUGAAAAAAAGUCGUGAAGGUGGAAAAGGGAGUAAGAAAGACUUUGAAAAAACAGAAGCAUGCAAAAUGGAACACCGAAAAGAUAAGCUGCACCUUGGUGUUGACCGUGGACAGCAGAGGCAGAAGAAGGGAGACUCUAGUCUUUCUGGUCAAGUCGGCUUUUCAGAGUGCAGUUCUGCCUCAUUUUCAAUACAAGAGGAUAUAUGCAAAAUGAAUGUCUCCAAAGGUGUAUCUAUGUCUCUUCCAUCUUCACCUCUCUUACCACGUCAGCCAUUUACAAUGCAUGCGUGGACAGGCAAAAGGUCCCCAGGUCCAAUCAGGAAGCUGAAAUAUGUAGAAAGCCCAAAGAUACCGGGAGAUACAAUUGCCUCUGCUUUGACCAAAUUGGCAGAGAAAAAGGACCAUUCCCAGUUUGUACAUAAUGAGUCACAGAAAGGUAAUGAACGAGGCUCUUCCCCUGCUGCUCAAGAACUGAUGACAAGAUUGGGGUUUCUAUUGGGUGAAGGGAUUCCAAGUACUGCUCGUCUGCCCGUAGAAGAAAAGAAUGAAAAAAUGAGAAUCAGUCCGUGUUCGACACUAACAAGCAGUACUGCAUCUCCAGGCACAGACAGCCCAAGCUCAACUCUGAAUAGCUCUAUCAGCAAACCACCUCAAAAAAAGAACAGUCCCUGUGGAACUAUUACCAGUUUAAGCUCCACAUUGGAAAGCAAGGAUAGUGGCAUUAUAGCUACAGUCACCAGCUCAUCUGAAAAUGAAGAAAGAGGUUCUAGCCUGGAGUGGAACAAAGAUGGAGGCAACUGUUUACAGCUUGGUAUCACAAAGAAUUUGAGACUUGAGGGGAGCUUGCCUGAAGUAGAAGAAGACACACACAGUUCCGCCUUAAGUCUGUCUAAAAUAGAAGCCAGUUUAGAUGGCUCUGCUGGUUAUUUGAACCAGUCUGCGUCAUCAUAUCUGCUGCCACGACCUAAUUCAGUUGCUGCAACUAGCUCAGCAAAGUUGGAGGAUUUGAAUUAUUUGGAUGAAAGAAACACGCCACUGCGUACCUCUAUUAGGAUGCCCUGGCAUAACACCGCUGGAGGAAGGGUGCAGCAAAAUAUAAAAGCACGAUUUACUCACUACAAGCCAGUUGAUAUUAUAUUAAAGCCAUUAUUAUUUGAGGUGCCAAGCAUUACCACAGAUUCAAUAUUUAUUGGUCGUGAUUGGCUGUUCCAGAAGAUAGAUGAGAAUCUUAAAAAUGAUGCUUCUCCAAGGAACAAAGGAAUAAUAAUUGCUGGAAAUGUUGGAUUUGGGAAAACGGCUAUUAUUUCCAGACUGGUGGCUCUGAGCUGUCAUGGGGGUCGAAUGAGACAAAUUGCAUCAAAUAGUUCCAACGUGUUCUCAAAAAACGUAGACCCACAACAGGACCAUCAGCAGAACCAACCACUCCAAAUUUCCUCUUCGUUUCAUUGUUCUGUCCCAUUGGGCAGUGAGAGUUAUUCUGGAACAUCUGAGUUACAAAGACAAAGGGAAGAAGCUUUGAAAAGACUUGGAGCAGAGGUUGUUGCAUAUCACUAUUGCCAGGCUGACAAUACUUAUACCUGCCUCGUACCAGAAUUUGUCCACAGUAUAGCAGCUUUACUUUGUCGUGCACCUCAAUUAACAGCCUUCCGUGAAUUGCUGGUGAAGGAAUCACACCUUCAGAAUGUGCUCAGUUUGCGUUCUUGUGUCCAAGAUCCGAUUGCUGCAUUUCAGAGAGGUAUUUUGGAUCCACUUGAAAACCUGAUGAAGGAAAAGAAGAUCUCUGCAGAGGAGUAUAUUAUUUUAAUAGAUGGCUUAAAUGAGGCAGAGUUCCACAAACCUGAUUAUGGUGACACAAUUACUUCUUUUAUCAUUAAAAUAAUUUCCAAGUUUCCAUCUUGGCUGAAGCUGAUUGUUACUGUGAGAACCAAUCUACAGGAUAUUACUCGUCUACUUCCAUUCCAUAAAAUUUCUCUGGAUGAUUUUCCAGAGAAUGAAGAUAUUAACAGGGACCUGAGUGCAUUCAUCCAUCACAGAAUUAACAAUAGUCACAGCAUACUCAGUAACAUCUCUUUGAGUGGAAAGACUGACACCAUUACUGUGAACAAAGUCACCAAUCAUCUUAUCAUGCGAAGCCAAGGAUCUUACCUGUAUUUGAAAUUGACUCUGGAUUUAUUUGAAAAAGGUCAUCUAGUCAUUAAGAGUACAAGCUACAAGGUAGUGCCUGUCUCCCUGUCAGAAUUGUACCUUCUCCAAUGCAACAUGAAGUUUCGAACACAAACUUCCUUUGAAAGAGCCCUUCCUGUGUUAAAUGUUGCUUUGGCAUCCCUUCAUCCAUUGACAGAUGAGCAGAUUUUCCAAGCAAUAAAUGCUGGCUAUGUGAAGGGAGAAUUGGAAUGGGCGGAUUUUCAACAGAGGAUGGAAGGCCUUUCAAGUUUCCUCAUUAAACGAAGGGACAAAACACGAAUGUUUUGUCAUCCAUCAUUUCGAGAGUGGCUGGUAUGGAGAGCAGAUGGUGAGAACAUGGACUUCCUUUGUGAUCCAAGAAGCGGGCAUGCGCUUAUGGCAUUCAUGUUCUCUCGCCAAGAAGGAAAGCUAAAUCGACAACAGACUGUAGAAUUUGGCCAUCACAUACUGAAAGCACAUAUUUUUAAGGGUCUGAGCAAAAAGACAGGGAUAUCUUCUAGUGUCCUUCAAGCCCUUUGGAUGGGUUAUAGCAGUGAUGGGUUGUCUGCUGCAUUCUCGUCCUUGCGAAAUCUUUACACUCCCAAUGUGAAGGUGAGUCGAUUAUUGAUUUUGGGAGGAGCCAGCGUGAACUACCAAACUGAGGUCUUAAACAAUGCUCCAAUCCUUUGUGUACAAUCACAUCUUGGUCAUCUGGAAAUGGUAAAUCUACUGGUUGAAUUUGGAGCUGCAGUUGACCAUGCAUCUGAAAGUGGUGUGACGGCCUUGUGCCAUGCUGCAGCUGCAGGACACCUGAACAUUGUGACUCUUUUGUGCAAGAAAGGAGCUAAGGUUGAUUGCACAGAUAAAAAUGGCCAAUGUGCACUGGUUCAUGCUGCUUUAAGAGGUCACCAUGAAGUUAUUGAAUAUUUACUCAAAGCAGAUUGGACAUCGAGUAUACAGUCUUUCAAGAAAAGUCAAGCUCUUCAGCAAGCACUGAUUGCAGCUGCAAGCAUGGGACACACUGACGUUGUGAAGAAUCUUCAUGCUCUUGAUGGUGAACACAGAAUAGACAUCAACAGCUUUGAUACUCUCUGGGGUGAAACAGCUCUUACAGCAGCAGCAGGAAGGGGUAAGUUGGAAGUAUGUGAACAACUUCUGCACCGUGGAGCUGUGGUGUCCCAUCCCAAUCGAAGGGGUAUUUCUCCAGUAUUUUGUGCAGCAAGGCAGGGCCACUGGCAGAUUGCUGACCUACUGUUUCGGCAUGGUGCUGAUGUGAACACAACUGAUAAGCAAGGUCGUACACCACUUAUGGUGGCUUCUUGUGAAGGACAUGUGAACACCGUUGAAUUCCUACUUUCUAAAGGUGCUUCCAUCUCUUCAGUAGAUAAGGAGGGGUUGACUUGCUUGAGCUGGUCCUGCCUGAAGGGGCAAAAAGCUGUGGUUCAGACUUUAGUGGAGAAAGGUGCAUCUAUUGAUCACACAGAUAAGAAUGGUCGAACUCCUCUGGAUCUAGCAGCGUUUUAUGGAGAUUCUGACAUUGUUCAGUAUCUGGUGGAAAGAGGUGCCAUGAUUGAACACGUUGACCACAGUGGAAUGCGUCCAUUAGACAGAGCAAUUGGAUGCUGCAACACUCCAGUUGUAGUGAUGUUACUUAGGAAAGGUGCAAAACUAGGUAACGCAGCUUGGGCAAUGGCUACGUCCAAACCAGACAUUCUGAUAAUUUUAUUACAAAAACUAAUGGAAGAGGGAAACCUGCUUUAUAAGAAAGGAAAGAUGAAGGAAGCAGCCCAGAGAUACCAGUAUGCUCUAAGGAAAUUUCCAAGAGAAGGAUUUGGGGAUGAGGUGAAAUCUUUCAGAGAUCUGAAGAUUUCUCUUUACUUAAAUUUGUCAAGAUGUCGGAGGAAAACUAAUGACUUUGGAAUGGCCGAGGAAUUUGCCUCUAAAGCACUGGAAUUAAAGCCAAGAUCAUAUGAAGCUUAUUAUGCCAGAGGAAGAGCCAAAAGAAGCAGCAGACAAUUUGCUGGAGCUCUUGCAGAUCUACAGGAAGCUGCUAAGCUUUGCCCUAACAACCGAGAAAUAAAGAGGCUUCUGGCACGGAUUGAAGAGGAAUAUAAGCAACUGCAACGUGCACAACAACAGAAACAACAAUAUCAGCAACCACAGCAAAAUAAUGAAUCUGACAAUGAAGAAGAAUUGUUAGGCCAGCACCUUGAAAAUUUAUCAUUUGGUGCUGGACUCGAUGACUCUGGUGUUGGAGCAGCUAGUGAAACAAUGUCCGCCUCAUCGAGGCCUCAGCAGUGUCCAGUCCCAUUUAAAAAAGGUCUCCAAGAUGAAGUAGUUUCUGAGAAGUUGAGGCCUUCAUCACCUCAGAAUAAAAUGACACACAAAUAUCUUCGAGAACCACUCACACAAGGACCAGUUAUGCAACCUCCUAAACAAGCUCAGAUUGUGAAAACAAACCAACAUAUGAAUUUAUUACAAGCUGGGGGAAGAACUACAAGUUGUCAACAUAGCAGCAAAACUGCAGUCCAAACUCAGUUUCCUCCAAUUUCCAUGCCUGGCAACAGAAAUGUACAAUUGGAGUCUGCAAUCAAUAGUGGAAGUUCUGGAACUUACGGAGAAAGAUUGUCUCCUGCUAAGACUGUGAAUCAGAAACUGGAUGAAAACACAGCAACUGAGGUUUUUGUAAAUACAGAAAUGUCCGCAGAAGUGUUAAACAUACAGUCCCGGGAAAUCUCAGAGUUAUCAGAAAGUUUAACUCAAGGACCUGUGACAGGUAUUUCUAUACCAAUGCAUGAAUCAGCCUUUAAAGUUACUGGUUCAACUACCAGUGGAGUCUCAAAUACUGGUGUACCUGAUAGAGGGCCCAUUCCAGAUGCAGUGUCAAUAUCAGAUGCUGAUAUCAGAAACAGCUUGGAAUGCAAGGUGGAAAAAUCCAACCAAAACCUGAGUGGGACAGAUUAUAGACCAAGGACUACACCUUUCAUGGGGAUAAUAGAUAAAACGGUCAGAUCACAGCAGCAUCAGCCCAGCAUACAACAGAUUCGUACCCGGCAUGAUCAGUCAACAGAUGCUACAGUAGUUGUGAAUCCUACCUCAAUUACUAGUAGUCAAAAUAUUCAAAAUGGAAUGCAUUCCAAACCCUCUCAAACAACCAAGAAUGUUCAGGAAUCCAAAUCAUCCAUGACUGCUGCACAUUCUUUUCAAGAAAAUAUUUCUAAACCACAGUCGAAUGUAGCUAGAGAUGUUCAUUCAAGUAAUAUUAAUCCUGUUAAGCCAAAGCGAUCAUUUAUAGAAUCUAAUGUGUAAAAACCAUUGGACCACAUAACCCAAACUAGUCAACAGUUAGUAAUCUGAAAUAAGUCCAUUUUUCCCCCUUCUAAUUAUAAUUCACUAGUGGAGUUUGCUGCCCUGGUACUGUACUUGUCAGGAUGAUGCUUGUCACCAAGACUUGACUGUUACAGAACAACAUUGCAUGUUGAUUAUAUAUAAGGUUUAACCCAGCUGGCUGUUGCACUGAACAUUUUAAUAUGGCAUUUAACAAAUAACUGCACUUUAUGAACGUACAAAUUAUAAAAUGCCUUAAAGUGCUUUUGCUGUAAUUUAUAAGUAUUUAUAUAGUAUGAAUUAGAUUAAUAUACAAUAUGCAUCAGCAUUGUUAAUCAGCACAAAGGGAGUUAUUAAAAUUUGAUAGUGUUUUUAUUUCAACCAUUUAUAAUUUUUAUAAGAAAUCCAACAUUGAAAUGGAACAAAUACAAGUCUUUCACAUUCGGGAAGGGUUAUGUAAUCCUAAAACAAUGAAGUACAGUGGAUUCCAGUUAAUUGGGCCGUCGGUUAAUCAGGGCAGCCACUUAUUUGGGACAACUCUUUUUUUUAAAAAAAACAACAAAAACUAAUUGAGAAAAUUGCCAGGAUUCCCUUUGUUUAUUUGGGACGUUAUACCACUUAAUUGGAGCAGACACGUGCACUUGUGUGGCUAUUAGAUUCUACCCCUUAAUUAGAACGAAUGGUUUUUAAAUAGCGUCAGUUGCUUGUGCUUGUGUUUAAAAAGCAGAGAUUUUUGUCACUGAUAGUUCACCAAAAAUUCAGAAUUGUUUUGCUUGCUGUGGUCUCAAGCAUUCAGGCUUAGGGAUGUCUUAAAUGACUGGGAGUGAAACUAUGGAGUUAGAAACUACGAAGAAGUUGAAGGCAUCGACAAUCAUCUUGAAUGUUGCAAUGAAAAUGAAGAUUUGGAUGAUGCAGUUUGGAGGAGCAUUGUAUGAAGCCAAUCCAUUAUCUAUACAAGCUGACUUCAUUGAUUUUGUUCAUUUACAGUCGAUCAAAAGAACAUAGAGUACAAUGUAUGAAUUCCUCUGAUAGCCAUUAGGAACCAAUACAAUUUUAUUGUACUGUAGUAGUAUUGUAAUGUUGUAGUUUGUUCUGUAUUUCAUUUAAGAACAUAAUUUGUUACUCAGUUAAACGAUAGCUUGUACUUUUUUUUUUAUGUACCACCUUAACCAUUUCCAUGAAACUUCGGCUAGUUGGGGCAGCCGCAUAAUGGGCCAAUAAGUACUGGUCCUGAUUUGUCCCAAUUAACUGGAAUCCACUGUACUCAUUUGUAAUCAGUUUCACAUUAAUCAAAUUAAAACAUUUUAAUCAAGUAUAGUCAGUGUAAAUUUUAAAUACAAUGGUUUGCUAUUAAGUACUAUUUAUUUGAGAUUGCUCAUGCUUGAGAAUUUGUAAAAGCAUACUUUUUAUCUAGUGACUUUUGCACAACUUGUGUAACUGUUUCAUUGAGGUGCCUAAAUUUUUAUUGCAGCUGCAUAACUGUGGUUAGAAGCAGCAGUUCUGAAUGUUUGUAAUGACCUUCCAAUUUCAUUUACAACUCUAUUGCAAAUAGAGAAAAAAAAAUACAAUUCUGUGUAUUGUCUGUAUAGUUUCCAACUGAAAGCCUGGGUUAAAAUGUUGUUUUAACUUUUUCCUGGAAUGCAUAUAGCACAUUAAUGCAAAAAAAAAUAAAAUCACAUUCUAAUA